AUGCGAUUCAAUCAACGUAAUCUUAUAUUGCUACAACCAAUUCUGAAUCAAUUCCUUCAAAACACUUCCUACGAAAGUUUAAAUAAGUUUACUGCUGAAUAUUGGGCAGUGAACAAAAGUAGCAGUACAACUGAUGGAAAAUGGAUAAAAUUUGACACGGAUAUCUAUGAUGGUCGAUAUAAAGCUCAGUAUGGAUCAAAUGAAGUUUCAAUUAAUUGUUUAACAGGUGCAUUUUUAGUCGAUAAAUUGACGAUUGGUUUUUUACCUGAAAAAAUGACGUCGGAUGAAUUGUAUAUUGGUGUCUUUGGGAAGCAACUUUUUGAAGUACAACCAUCAAACGAAAAGGAUACUUAUAUUACUAAACAUGGAUAUCAUACAGAUGGAAGAGUUCAUUAUGAAUUUAAUUACAAUAAUUACUCCCAUCGUCUGACAAUUCAAGAACGACAUAAUCAAACAAACAAAAGAUUCGAAUUGAUUCCUUCGAAUUGUUUCGAAAAGGAAUUACCGGAUAUAUUCAUCUCGAAUUAUAGUCAUUGGAAGAAUGAGAACACUGGCGAGAUCGAAUUUCGACCAAGAUGUUUUCAAGAUUCAAAUUUUCUUACUGAUAAACAUUAUACUCUAACGAUCAAAACAGAAUUGAUUAAGACGAAACAUAUGGGAACAACACAAGUAUUAAUCAAUCAAUCAUCCUCUUUCUUUAAAACCUUCUUUGAACGUUUUUUUAUUCGUCUCGAUGAUGCACCUUAUGUGUACAUGUUACGAGACAUUAUUUGGGAAAAUGCCAAGGCAAAGCUUGGUGCUGUUAUUCAUAUACAUUUAUCUCGAUUAGGUAUUGCUUUCCGAUAUGACAUUCAUCUUAAUAUAAUCACCUCUCGUGAAUAUCCAGAUAUGCACAUCGAUAAAAAUCAAUCAUUUGGAACAUUAACAGGUUUAAAAGCUGGUCUUCUUCUAUCACCCAUGACUAUAAAUAAUCAACAAAAUAAAUAUCGUCUCUGUCGAAAACUAAUUAUUCCUUAUGGACAUAUUCAAGUUGAAAAAGCAUCAGACAAAAAUCAUCAAACUGUUACUAUAGAACGAAAGGCUUCAUCAGGAACAUCACUUCAUCAAUAUUUUGUUUUUAUUUUAAAUGAUCGAUUAAAUAUUCUUCAAUCAAUUGAUAGUCCAACUGGCUGGCUCUAUUUAGCAUUAUUACAUGCAAUGACAUCCCAUCCUUUACCAGAUCAAUAUACAGGAAUGACUGGUAUGGAACGUUCUUUUCAACUAUUAAAUUCAGCUGGAUCUUGGUCUGAUCAACCAUACGAUUCAAUUUCUCUGAAUAUACUUUCACAAAUUGCAUCUUUAUCUCCAAAGGUAAAUUAUUAUCCUGAACAUCAGACAUGUAUGGUAAAAAUUGAUUGGAACACUGAAUAUUUACCAUAUUCUAUUCAACAUUUUGGUUAUUAUUUAUUAGCGAAGAAAUUAUACGAAGAAAGUGAACAAUGGAAGUUUAUGUAUUCAACAAAUACAUCUCAUGGCAUACUGAAGUUGUUUGAAAGCAAGGAAUACAACGAAAAAGUAUUGAUUAAACUCUAUUGGGAUUAUCGAGAUUUAUAUAAUCCGACAGCACGAUUAUCUCCUCAGAUGGAAGCAGAAAUUCGAUCAAAAAAUAUAACAAAAUCAUAUCAACCAGUAUGGGAAAGUUCUACAUUAUCAACUACUCAUAAUAAUCCUCUUCGACUUGUUGAUUAUUUAUAUUCCAAUGGAGAUGUAUAUCUAAAAGAUAGUUCAUCAUUGGCAUGUUUUCCAUUAUCUCGAUGGUUAACAAAUGAAUAUCAACCGAAAUGUAUAUGGAUUGGUUUAUUUAAAUUAAUUGAACAACUAAAGACAGAACAAAGUCCAAAUCAACAAUAUGAAAUUGAACGUUUAGAAAUAUUAUUAGACUUUCUUCGUUACAUUUCUCGUAAACAUGAUACUCAACCGUUUUAUUUUCAACUACUCAAAUCAUAUCUGAAAUCAUCAACAACAUCACUACGAACUCUUCCAUAUCCUGAACCCAAACGUUAUGAAAACAUUCAGGAAACAUCCGUUCAAUCGCAUCGUAUUAAUUUUCCAUCAAGACUUUACCCAAAUAAUCGAGAAAAAGCUUUACAAGAAAUUCGAAGUUGUUUUAUCAAUAAUCGUGAGUACACAAAUAACACUUUUCCAAAAUGGAACAUCAACACAUAUCAAAUCGAGCGUUUAUUUAAAUCUUGGCGUGCCAAUGGUGUACUUCAUUCAUUUCUAAAUAAUAUUCAGAACAACAUUCAAUUGAUUACAAUUAUUCCAUUAAAUAGUGAAGUGAACGUCAAUCCUCAAAAUUUUGCAAUCGAAUCAUUUCAAAAACAUUAUGAAAUUAAAAUUAAUUCUCAAAAUAACUUUAUCGAUCAAAAAUUGCUUGAAUGUGCCAAAGAAAAAUUCUUACAUCCUCAUUUCGAUUAUUUCAUUAAACCAACUAUAUCUACUGAAAUAACAAAUGAGCAGCAAAAGGCGUUCCCCAAAGAAAUAAUUCCUUCGACAGAUCCUCAACUUAAUCCUCUCAGUGAUAUUGCUAAUCAUUUUAAAGAAUAUCUCAUAGAAAGUUGGACAAAAUUUCAAGCAACUAAAGAAUAUCAAAGAAAAUAUCCGGAUAUAAACGAAAUCAACAAUUUUCUCAAAUCCUAUUGUGAACAAUCGACACAAAUGUGGCAUGAAUUAACCAAAUCAAUUGAAUUAAAUAAUGAAUUAUUAUUCAAAACUGGUUUAACGAUAAGAAUCGUACCAACAACAUUAAUAUCUAUCUUACAAGAAAUCUCAUUAAAAAAAGACAUCAAUAUCAAUAAUUCACCGUCAUUAUUCUUAACUACUGAUCAAUGCACAUUACUCGGUGGUAUUCUUGUUAACUGCAUUGUCGAACAACAAAUUGAACGAGCAUUACAUCUCGCUAUUCAUGACAAAUGGGAAGAUUUUGAAAAAGAAAUCUCCAAUAUUCCUCAUACAAAUUGGAUACCAGCAGAGCAUGUUCCAUGGUUAAUUAUGGAAUUAGAAAUGAAUAUUACCAUUCGAGAAAUUCAAAUUCAAGUUGCACGUCAUAUGAUGAAUCCAAAAAUAACAGGAAACAAUUCUUCAAUACGUAAUAUUGUCAUGCAAAUGAAUAUGGGUGAAGGAAAAACUUCAGUUGUUCUUCCAAUUUUAGCACUUAAUUUAAGUUCAUCAUCAUCAAGUCUGGUUCGUAUAAUUGUAUUAAAAUCUUUAUUUCCAAUGAUUUAUCAAUCAUUACGAUGUAAAUUAGGUGGUUUAUUAAAUCGACGUGUUUUACCAUUUUCUUGUCGACGUGNUUUACAUGUUAAUAUUUUGGGAACAACAAUACCACUAGUCGAUAUGGCAUGGUUACAAAAAGAACAGACUAUAUUCAACAGUUCGAAUUGUAUGAUAUUUAGUAAUGAAAAUGAUCAUUAUUUUUGGUUGGGAAAACAUAAAUCAAACAAAAACUUAAAGUAUGUGAAGUGA
Molecule: messenger RNA, 3504 nt
Organism: Rotaria sp. Silwood2
Lineage: Eukaryota; Metazoa; Rotifera; Eurotatoria; Philodinida; Philodinidae
Source: the annotation of a GenBank genome assembly